UGUUUGUUUUCUCUUGCAGUUAAAAUCCUGCUCUUCUAUGUCAUCUUCUACGGUUGCCUGGCAGGUAUAUUCAUUGGGACCAUCCAAGUAAUGUUGCUCACCGUCAGUGAAUUUGAACCCAAAUACCAGGAUCGAGUGGCACCUCCAGGACUGACUCAAAUCCCCCAGGUACAGAAGACAGAAAUUUCCUUUACUGCCUCCGAUCCCAAAAGUUUUGAGCCCUAUGUGAAGAACCUUGAGAAGUUCUUAAGGGACUACAGCGCUGAUCAACAAACUGAAAACAUAGUAUUUCAGGACUGUGGGGACUCACCUAACGAUUACAAAGAGAGAGGACCAUAUAAUGAUGCCCAGGGCCAGAAGAAGGUCUGCAAAUUCAAACGUGAGUGGCUGGAAAACUGCUCUGGAAUAAACGAUCCCACCUUUGGGUACAGGGAUGGCAAACCAUGCAUCCUCGUCAAGCUCAACAGAAUUAUCGGCUUCAAACCGAAGGCUCCGGUAAAUGAGAGCCUCCCUCCAGAGAUUAUGGCAAAAUACAGCCCCUAUCUCAUCCCUGUCUACUGCGCUGCCAAGAGAGAGGACGAUGCAGACAAAAUAGGCACAGUGGAGUACUAUGGGAUGGGUGGCUACCCCGGCUUCGGCCUGCAGUACUACCCCUACUACGGCAAGCUCCUGCAGCCGCGGUACCUGCAGCCGCUGGUGGCGGUGCAGUUCACCAACCUGACCUACGACAUGGAGGUGCGCGUGGAGUGCCGGGCCUACGGGCAGAACAUCCAGUACAGCGACAAAGACCGCUUCCAGGGACGCUUUGAUAUUAAAUUUGACAUAAAAAGCAGCUGAUUGUAAGCACAACUCUCUUCCCCCCUUCCCCUCCCUCCUCCUCCUAGCCAUUUAAAAAGGUUAAAAAAAAAAAAACAAAAACAAAACAA
Molecule: messenger RNA, 926 nt
Organism: Egretta garzetta (little egret)
Lineage: Eukaryota; Metazoa; Chordata; Aves; Pelecaniformes; Ardeidae
Gene: ATP1B1
Product: ATPase Na+/K+ transporting subunit beta 1
Exons: 5
Biological process (GO): potassium ion import across plasma membrane; intracellular potassium ion homeostasis; sodium ion export across plasma membrane
Cellular component (GO): sodium:potassium-exchanging ATPase complex
Molecular function (GO): ATPase activator activity
Source: RefSeq, a predicted model, not a curated record